Molecule: messenger RNA, 2820 nt
Organism: Polistes dominula (European paper wasp)
Lineage: Eukaryota; Metazoa; Arthropoda; Insecta; Hymenoptera; Vespidae
Product: sodium-coupled monocarboxylate transporter 2
Biological process (GO): transmembrane transport; sodium ion transport
Cellular component (GO): membrane
Molecular function (GO): symporter activity
Source: RefSeq, a predicted model, not a curated record
GAAGAAUUUUUCCUACAUCUUCUUAAUAUAAAUCUUGAUUGGUUCAAUCCCCGUUUAAAACUUGCCAACCAACGAAAGUUACAAACGAAAGAUAGUCAUCACCAUACUACAUACCAUCAUCAUCAUCAUCAUCAUCAUCGUUGUAUUUUCGUUUUCUUUGGUAGGAGUUGAGAACGUAGUUACUCGAAUCUUAAGUUCGUUAACGACUCGGUAGUGCAACACUCAGUCAGUCAGUCAGUCAGUCUUGAGUCGGAAUCAGAAGAGUAACUUAUAAGUUUCUGUAACCAUAUCAACGUGAAUCAUUUUGUUUGUUGCUUUGACUCGCGAACGGAUACGACUUUCUCGUAUCCGAUCUUUCAUGUGCGAGUGAAUGAGUGUUAACAAUAUAUUUUUUCCCAUAAAAUUGUUUAUUUUAAUCAAAUCAUACAAAUUAUUAUUUACUAUGGUCACCGAACUUACAAAUCUUUGAAUAUACUUUGUUUAUUUUUUUUCUUUUUCUUUUGACAAUAAUCUUGUUCAACGAAUAUAUGUAUUUUGAUAGCAAGCAUAAAGUAUCAAGUGCCUUUUAUUUUAGGUCAGUGAUUUUGAUUUAAAAUAGUCAUUUAAUCAAACUCGACCCAUUAACUUACUUUGCAUAGAUUAUUUGUUUUAAACUGUUCAUAAUAAUAUAUUUAACAUUUACAACGAGUCGUGAUCACAGUAUUAUCGUCGAUAAAUAUUUAACGAUCGUCAAAUAAAGAGAGAAUUUGCUUGACCGCAACUUUGUUCUAUUGUAUAGCAGUUGCAACUUCUAAAUAUAACAAGAAUUAUUAAUAGAAUUUAAAGAUGUUCGAGAAUAGUUCUGAGAACGGACACUUUCAUUGGGUUGAUUGGCUGGUUUUUGCUGCUAUGCUGACUAUAUCUGCAGCCGCUGGACUUUGGCAUUAUAAGAGUGCUCAGAAAUCGAGCGUAGAAAAUUAUUUGCUCGGUGGAAGGAAACUUAGUCUUUGGCCGGUAUCUGCAUCUUUAAUUGCCAGUUUUAUAUCUGGCGUAACUAUUGUCGGAGCACCUGCAGAAAUUUACAAUUUCGGUACACAAUAUUGGAUUACCGUAAUAUCAUUGUUUUUUUCCGGAGUUGUCAUUGCAUCCGUUUAUUUGCCUGUUUUCGUAACGUUAAAAUUGAAUUCGGCUUACGAGUAUUUAGAGAUAAGAUUUAACAAGGGAGUUAGAAUUUUAAUAUCACUAAUAUUCGUAUUGGACGCAGUUCUCUAUCAAUCGAUAGUAGUCUAUGUACCUGCAUUGGCAUUAAAUCAAGUAAGUGAUAUCAAUACGUACAUCAUCAGUGCUAUCAUAUGCGGAGUAUGCGUCUUUUACACAGUCCUCGGUGGCUUGAAGGCAGUAGUUUGGACCGAUAUGCUUCAAGUAAUAAUAAUGAUUCUAGCUGUAUUCAUCGUUACGGUCAUAGGCACUUACCAAGUUGGUGGUCCAUCCGAAGUAUGGCAAAAGGCACGAGAAGCUAAUAGAAUAGAAUUUUUUAACUUUGAUUCUUCUCUAUACACGAGACAUACCGUUUGGAGUGUUCUAAUUGGUUCUUGGCUGUUUUCAACGGGAUACAUAGCUGUGAAUCAAACGAUGGUUCAACGGUAUACAUCAUUGAAAACUAUCAAGGCAUCUAAAUUAGCUAUAGGAAUAUCUAUUACGGGAAUAAUUAUUUUUAUAUCGCUAUGUUGUUGGUGUGGAUUGGUUCUUCUAGCUUGGUGGUCACCACCAAAGUGUGAUCCAAGGGCUAUCGGUUUAAUUAAAGCAGAUGACCAAUUACUUCCAGCUUUCGUAAUGGAAGCUGCUGGUCACUUGCAUGGUAUACCUGGUCUCUUCAUUGCUGGAAUUUUUGGGGCUGCUCUUAGUUCUCUAUCGGUAGGAUUUAAUUCUACUUCUGUAGUACUUUUAGAAGACUUCGUGAAGAGUUGUUUCGGUUUAGAACCGAGCGAACGUUGUUCAACGAUAUUGGUUAAAAGUAUCGUUAUCAUCCUUGGUCUAAUCGCAUUAUCUUUUAUUUUCUUCAUCGAAACAUUGGGUGGCAUUUUAGUGGUUACCAACAGUUUAAGCGCAAUUGCAGCAGGAAUUUCCUUUGGGGUCUUUACACUUGGUAUGCUUUUCCCGUGGACCAAUUCUCAGGGUGCCUUCGUAGGUGCUGUUGUAGGAUUUUUAAUAGCUGGUUGGGCAUGCUUGGGAGCAAACAUAUCAAUUAGUUCUGGUGACAUAGUACCAAAAAAGCUUCCAGUACCAUUGACUCAGUGUCCACGAAAUAUAAGUCAAGCUUUUUUAAAUCAAUUUGAAUACAACGACGAAGAAGAUGUAUUCGCUCUUUACCGAUUAUCCUAUCAUUGGUUUUCUGGACUUGGUACCAUAAUAGUAAUCGUAAUUGGAGGAAUAGUUAGUUGGUUUACUGGACCAAAGGAUCCUUCUUAUGUAGAUAGAAAAUUACUGUCUCCGGUUAUACAUAGGUGGUUACCUUAUCCAAAAUAUCAGAAUGAGGAAUGGUACCAAAAUACAAUUGAACCUCAAGCUUCGGUAAACCUUUUAUUAAAAAAUGUACCGACAAAAUUCAGACACAAUAAUACAUCCGAAAAGAAGGAGAAUCAUUAUGACGUAGCAGUUCCUUGACUAUAUCCAAAUGCUAUAAAAAACAAAAGUUUAGAAAAUAUUACACGUGUUGCUUUCAUAAUUAUGUAGUACUUAAAAUGCAAAACUCGUGUUAUCAAUUGCAGCUGAUAAAACUUUAGAAUUAUAGUAUAUUGGAUGUAUAAUGAUUUAUACAAAAAGAACGAAGUGUAAAACGAA